CUUUUCUGAUCGGUUACUUAGGUUCCUUGUUUUUCGUGUGGAAGUAUAUUUUAUUUUAUUUUUUCUACUUCUAUUUAAGUUCCAUUCAGAGUUCUUCAAGAAUCAAGCAUUAUGGGUUCCUCUGUGCAAUCCAUUGAAGGGGUUGUGGAGGAGAUCAUGAGAACCCACAAAUCCCUGCCCACUAGGCCUGGUAUAGAUGAGGUUGUAGCAGCGAAGGCCUUGAUCUAUAAUGUUGAGAAGGAAGAACAGUUCAGAAUAGAUACAAUUUCUAAGCAGAGGAAGGGCCCCAAUAUCCCAGAUGAGUUGUUCUUUGUGAUGCAAGAGAUGCAGAGGAAUUUAGUUUCUUUCCAGAGUAAAGAACAGAAGAGAGAAGCUGUGCAAUUGCUUGAUCUCGAAAACAUCCACGCGCUAUUCGAUGAAUUCAUCCAAAGAGCGUCAAAAUGCAUUCCUUCUGCCUCCAAUUAUUACCAGCCUGACUGUUCUAACGGCUCAAUUUCCGCAAUUACGAGCAGUUUCUCUGCAAGCAGUGCUUCUGCCUUUGUUACUGGUCUCGAAUCUUCAGUGGCUUCGUCUGGGUUCUACGCUGAGAAAGACUCUCUAAGGAGUUCUGAGAUGUUUAGUAGAGAUGAUAGUUAUUUGAAGACGGCAAAAGCAUCCUUUUAUAGCGAUGGAGUUCGAACUGUUCCAUCUAGAACCCAUGUUUCGGAUUCUUCUAUCAAAUUUGUAUCUACUUCUGGUCAAGAUGGUGAGAAGUUGAGUCUGAUUAAACUAGCCAAUUUGAUUGAGGUCACCUCAAAGAAAGGUACUAAGGAACUCAACCUCCAGAACAAGUUGAUGGAUCAGAUAGAAUGGUUACCAGACUCGAUAGGGAAGCUGUCAGGUUUAGUCACUCUCGAUUUGUCUGAGAACCGGAUUGUUGCUUUACCAGCCACAAUUGGAAGGCUUUCUUUGUUGGCAAAACUAGACCUGCGCUCAAACAAGAUUACUGAACUACCUGAAUCCAUUGGGGAUCUCUUUAGCCUGGUUUAUCUAAACUUGGGAGGGAAUGGUUUACCAUCUCUGCCUGCUGCAAUCGGCAGAUUAUCCUGUCUUGAGGAGCUCGAUGUGAGCUCAAACCAACUGUCAUUGCUCCCUGAGUCAAUUGGAAACCUUGUCAACCUGAAGAAGUUGAACAUUGAGACAAACAAUAUUGAAGAAAUUCCACAUACUAUUAGCCAGUGCGCAUCCCUUGUUGAGCUAAGAGCAGACUAUAACCGGCUGAAAGCCAUUCCAGAAGCUGUAGGGAGGAUUGCAUCACUUGAGCUUCUCUCUGUUAGGUAUAAUAAUAUCAGACAACUACCUACCACAAUGGCAUCUCUAACCAACUUGAGGGAGCUUGAUGUUAGCUUCAACGAGCUAGAAGCAGUGCCGGAGAGCUUGUGCUUUGUGACCACACUCGUCAAGAUGAAUGUAGGGAGCAAUUUUGCUGACCUACAGUCACUACCACGAUCCAUUGGGAACCUUGAGAUGCUGGAAGAGUUGGAUAUCAGCAAUAAUCAGAUUCGGGUCCUUCCAGACUCUUUUGGGAUGCUAUUGCGGUUACGGGUGCUUCGUGCAGAAGAAAAUCCUCUGGAAGUGCCACCUAGGCAUAUUGCAGAAAAGGGUGCACAGGCAGUCAUUGAAUAUAUGAUUGAACUUAUUGCGAGGAGGGAUAUCAAGGCACAACCAAUCAAGCAAAAAAAGAACUGGACUCAAUUCUGCUUGUUUUCGAGGCCUAAGAAAAGGAAGCAUGAUGGUCUGGACUAUGUGAAAGCCUAAAUUUGGAAGCUCGAACAAGGACAGAACAUUACACUUUAUUGGGGAGUUUGAGUUUCAGAAGUUUGAUGGAAAAUCUUAUGUUAGUACAAGGAAUUCUCCUGGUCCAAGAAAUGGAAGCUAUGCAGAUACGACUCUGAUCUUUGCUUAUUGUAGUGUAAUUCUCUUAUCUGUUUUUUUGUUGCUACUGUAUUUUUUGUCAUUGAACUAGUAUGAGAUAUCCACCUCAAGUGUCAAGAGUCAGAGAGAGAGAGAGAGAGAAGUUGUAUUCCACAAUCAUCAAUAGUUAAAUAAAUACAUAUGUUCCCUUUUCACCGUUAUUCUUCAUAAAAUCUUUUCUAAUAGAAACUAAUAUUGUUUUCUUUUUCAAGGAAAUUUUUGGUUAAAGAUUUUGCUUUGAAUAGUACAUUUACCUUUACACCCAUG
This is a messenger RNA of Telopea speciosissima, 2220 nucleotides long. RefSeq names its product plant intracellular Ras-group-related LRR protein 4-like. Gene Ontology annotation, molecular function: protein binding. The record is from RefSeq and is a predicted model, not a curated record. Bases 112 to 1797 code for a protein of 561 amino acids. The transcript has 4 exons. NCBI's taxonomy places the organism in Eukaryota, Viridiplantae, Streptophyta, Magnoliopsida, Proteales, Proteaceae.